This is a messenger RNA of Hydra vulgaris (swiftwater hydra), 955 nucleotides long. RefSeq lists its product as uncharacterized. The record is from RefSeq and is a predicted model, not a curated record. Lineage: Eukaryota; Metazoa; Cnidaria; Hydrozoa; Anthoathecata; Hydridae.
CAUUAAAGCUACUAUUUCGUUAAUAAAGUUUCCUAAGAUAAGUAUUUACCUUUCCGAAACAAUUUUCAAAUAGGAAAGUAUUAAUAAGAUGUUUAAAAAAUUGUUUUGUCGACUUAAGACUAAAAAGUAUUCAUUGGUAAUAAUAUUAGUAUUUUUAGCAUUAUCUAUAUUAUGCCUCCAUUUUUGGUUGAUUCCCUCAGUAUUUGGUAAUUAUAAUGAUACAUGUUACCUUGACGAAGAAGGAAAAAACAGUCUUCAUUUUAUUUUAAGUACAUUAAUUAAAUCGUUUGAAAAGUAUAACGUUUUUUAUUGGUUGGAUUAUGGUACAUUACUUGGAGCAAUGAGACAUGGAGAUAUUUUAUCCUGGGAUCAUGAUGGAGAUAUCUCAAUAUUAUUAAAUGAUUCAAAUCUGGAGAAUGCUCUUGCAGAAAUUCGUAGUAAUGGAGUUGAAGCCAAUUCAAUGGUUGCACAGUUCAAUGGUUUUCAUGUAGACAUUGUAAGAUGGAACAAGUAUAAAAACAACAAUGGUGAAUGGAUUCUUGAAAAGUACUACCCACCGUGGAAUCAAGAUAAUUCAUUUGUAAAAUUACACAGAAAAUUUGAAUCAUUUUCAUUUUCUUUAGUUGAAAGAAGAAAACAUGUUUUGUUUAUAAAUCAAACUUCAUCUGUUCCUUUAGACUCUGAAAAACUUAUUAAAUUUCGUUAUCCUUGGACAUGGCGAGUAUCAUUUCCUUACAAAUGGAAAUGUUGGUUUUCAUGGUUUAAAUAAACUUUGUUAUAAAUUUUUUGACUUAUUUUAUGUUCUUAAUGGCAAAAUAUUUUAAAGGUAAUGCUUUUUUUAUUAAAAUAUUAAUUAAUAAUAUUAAUACAUUAUAUAUAGAAUGUAUAUAGUUAAAAGAUAUUGUUAUUUUUUUUUCAGAUUGUGUUUUACUAAAUCAACGUUUAAUUUUGAUAU